AAAAAGCCGAGCGUGGAUUUUGGCCCUGCAAACGAGGUGUGGAGCAUAGUCUCUACCGCAUGGAUCAUUAAUACAUCUGCUUUUGCCUUUCAGCUCAAAAGAACCAGCACUGCGGCAUCGCUGGGGGCACAAACACGACCCUGUGGCCAGGCAGCCUAAAAACCACGACGCCGGUGGGCGCAAGCACGAAAAAAUGCCGUUGUCAACGCUAUCGACGCUGCCCUGGAGCUGGCCGGCAAUAUUCGCAGCGCUCGUGGUCGCUGCGCUCGCGGCGACCGCGCGCCGCAAAGACGACGACGGCAACAUCCCCUGGGCCACCGGCGCCAUACCGUUGCUGGGCCACGCGUUGGCCUACAAGCGCGACCCGGCGAGCUUCAUUACGGAGCAGCGCAAGCUUGUUGGAGAUGUGUUCAGAUUAAACCUCGCGGGCAAGCGUAUGAUCGUCAUCGCGGGCGGCGCUGAGAAUGUCAAAGCCGUCGCGUUCGCGUCUGAGCGGCGCUUCUCGGCGAGGGCCGCCGUAAGGGACGUCGGCUUCGGCGAGCUACUAGGGGAGCGCAACGUCGACGCCGGCACGGACUUCCACGCGCGCGUUUUGCGGCGGUGGCGACUCGACGACGCCGAGAUCGCGCACCUCGCGAAAGCGCUCGAGGCCGGUCUCGAUGCCGAGCUGACGGGCGGCAAAGAAGUGCCCGACUUGCUUGCGGCGAUCCGGGGCGCCGUGCUGCGUGCGGUUCUCGCGCGGCUGAUCGGCGGUGGCAUCCUCGAGCGCGGCGGCGCGGACCUCGUCGACGCCGUCGUGGAAUUUCAAGAUGGCGUCGAGGAGGCCACCGCCGCCGCGGCCGUGUUCCCCCGCUGGCUCGCGCUGCCGCUGAUACUCUGGCCGGCGGCGCGGCGGCGGCGGCACCUCGAAAAGCGCAUCGCGGCGGCUCUGGAGGGGGGCGACGGACCGCGCGGGCCCUGGGCGACGGCGUUUGGCGAGCGGGGUUUGCCCGCCGCCAUAGCCGCCGAAUUUUCUGUUGGACUGCUAUUCGCCGCCCAUAAGAAUCCAGCAAUUGCCUCGUUCCAGGCGUUGUUGUUCCUGCACGAGAGACGGCUCCCGGCGGCGCUCCACGCGUGCAUCAAUACCGUCGACUCGUUCCAGGAGGCUUUAGUUGUUGCCCGUGAUCCAUCAGCCUCUACCUUGCGCGAGGCGCAGCAGCUGUGUCGCGUCGCGCUCGAGGCGAUCCGCCUCACGGCGCACACUGUGGGCGCUGUUCGAUUGGCGACCGAGGACUGCGCGCUGCCGGGCAAUCGCGUCGUGAAGAAGGGCGAGACCGUGGCUCUCUCGCACAUCGCCUUCUCGCGCGACGAGGCGCUCUGGGGCCCCAACGCGGCGAAAUUUAGUACGGCGCGGGAGGCCUACGCUGGCCCGGUGGCCUUCGACGCGCGGGGCACCGCGGACGACAUCGCCUACAGCGCGUUUUCCCAAGGUACGCACAAGUGUCCCGGCGAGCGCGUGGCCUUGGUCAUCGUCCAGACGACGCUCGCCUUAUUGGUGGCGCGCGGCGUGCGGCCCGUGAAGGUGCCACCGCUCUGCUUCGAGCGGGCGACGCUCGCGCAGCGUGCCGCGCCGGUGCGGGCGAUUGUUGGUGUUGUUUAA
Pelagomonas calceolata is the source of this 1639-nucleotide messenger RNA. Lineage: Eukaryota; Pelagophyceae; Pelagomonadales; Pelagomonadaceae. The record is from the annotation of a GenBank genome assembly.